ACGCCAUCUAGUAUUAGUAUAUUAAGUACGUAUCUAGUUACUAUGACGAUGAAUGGGAUACAAAUGUGGAAAUUAAUAAAAAUAUGCAGUGAUAUACAAAUAUAUGUAUGCAUAUUUUGUUUAAGUAAAUUUGUGAUAUUAUUACUGUGCGAAGUUGGUUAAUUUAUUCGCUAAUUUAAAUAUUUUGAUUAGUUUCGAAUGAAUGAUUUUAUAAACUAUAUCUUAAACUACAAAAAAAGAAAAAGCAAUGGCCAGUGUUAAUACUAGUAUUGAACAAGAGAGAAAAAAGCAUAGUCACAGAAGAGCAACAAGUGUUAAAAGCAAUCAAGAUACAACUUUUAUACCGGUAUAUCGUCGCAGACAUAUUUCAAAGACAAAACAUACGCUUAAAGCACAUAAGAAUCUAUCAGAUCUAUGCAUAACUGAUAAUGAUAAUGAUAUGAAAAGUCAUGAGGAUGAAGUACUUUCGAGAAGAAAAAGUAAAAUAUAUGAACAUGAAAGAAGUAAAAAAUUAAUCGAAGAGAAUGAUUCUCAAAAAACAUCGUUUGACAAGGAUGAUGCAGAUUCUGGUAUUAUUUUAUCGAGAUUAAAAGAUAAGUAUGUUUCAAAGAAAACAUUGAAAGUAAUUAAUGAAUAUCAUAAAUUGGAAAAAUGUUAUAAAAACAUUCAAGAAGAAUGCCAAAAAUUAAAUAAUAUUUUGGAGCAAAGGGAAUUGGAAUAUAAGAAAUUAUGUUUACAUUAUGAAGCAUUGAUACAGAUGGUUCAAGAAUUAGAAGAAGCAAAAAUUAAUUUACUUAAACAAAAUAAACAACUUGAAACAGAAAAGAUUCAAUCGAAUGAAGAUAUUACGCUUUUAAAAACAAUUGUAUAUCAGUUAAAUGCUGAAUUAGAAAGAUACCAAGACAAAUUAGGAGACCGAAAACAUGAAAAUGUUUCUGCAUCUAAUAACUGUAACAAUGAAAAGAAAUAUGAUUCGAGAAUUUGGGGAAAUAUCAAUUUUCAUGCAUUAGGUCCACUUUUAAAUGCUUAUCAAGAAAAUUUAUUAGAAAAACAAGAACUUAUAUAUAUGUAUGAACAAGAAAUGGCUGAUUUUAGUAAUAGAUGUAAACAAAUUCUUACAGAAAAUGAAAUUAUGCAUAAAGAAGUAGAAGAAUUGAAAUCAGAGUGUGACAGGUACACAAAGGAAAUACAAAAAAUGAUUGAAAAUACCGCGUUGCUAAAGAAGCAGAAUGAUAUUCUAAAAAAGGAAACUUUAAAUAUAAAAAGAGAAACUAAUGAUAUUCGUUCGUCAUAUGAAUCAAAAAUAGAAGUGAUUUUAAAAUGCAAUGAAGCUCUAAAAAAGGAGCAUACAAUAACAGUAUCAGAAUUGAGCAAUUUACGAGGGAAAUAUGAAAUUUUAAGUAAAGAAUUUGAAGAAAUGAGGAAUAAAGAACAACAAACAGUGCCUACUACUGUUCAUGUUACUGCUAUUGAAGAAUGUAAAAUAUUAUUGGAUGAAUUAAAAUAUCAAUAUGAAAAUGAAAAACGUGAUCUUUGUAAUCAUAUAAAACAUAUUGAGGAAAUUCAACCUGAAAAUGAGAAAAAACUUAUAAUGGUUAUAGCCGAAAGAAAUCAUUUGAAAGGACUUGUUAAUAAUCUUGAAACAACUUUAAAACGAACGCAACGUAAAAGUGAACAAAUGCAAACUCUUGUUUAUUCGACUCGUGUUUCACGUAAUUCUUUGAAAGAGAAAUUAAAUAAAGUAACUGCUUACUGCGAAGAAUUAUUUUCGGAGUAUGAAAGAAUUGUUUCAGAAAGAGAAAAAUUACUCUCUUUUUUACGUGAAACGGAAAAAGAAAAUGCAAAUAUGGAUCGUCUUGGUAAAAGUAUUACUAGUCGAGUGGAAGGUUUAAAAAAUCAAUUAGAAAUUGUUCGAAAAGGUACGAAACAACAGGUAGAUUCUGUAGAAAAACGUAUAAAAUUACAAGAACUUCAUGUACGUCGAAUGAAACACGAUUAUCAACGUAAAAUACAACAUUUAAACGAUGUAAUUAAAGAACAGGAAGACAUUAUUAAAAAAUUACAGAAAGGAAAAUAUUCUAGUCAAGAUACGUUAACAAGACGAGUACUUCAGGCAACAGAUGAGCCAAACAAUUAUAGUACUGGACCAAAAAAUUCGUGAAUUAAGUUCGUAAAAUAUUGCAAUAUUAUUAAACUCAUAUUACGAUCAUCCAUAAUAGAUUGGACUUUGAAAUUGAUUUUUAACCAAUCUCGUAAUAAGCAUCUAAUUAUGGAAUAGGUGCUACUCGAAACACCGUCCUCGUAUUUACCGACCGUGUCAGUCGCUUUAUUUAGCGGUGACAUCAAAUGAAGCAACAAAUGGCUACGAAGGCUACCGUAUGGACGCCACUGUAUGAACGACUGAUGGCAGUGGAGACUAAUAAUCAUACAGUGAAAAGUUGAUGUCAUCCGUUAUAGGUAUGAUGUCAGACGCGUUCCAUUCAUUCAUAUGUAAAAUAUACCUGUUUUAGCUUUAACCUUUUUUUUUUUAUAGAAUUUAAUAAUAAAUUAAAGAACAUCAAUAAUAUAUUGAUGUGUAUUGGUAUUAUAACAACCACCAAUACGAUAUAUAUAUAUUCAAAUAAUUAUUUCUUCAGGUGUA
Molecule: messenger RNA, 2641 nt
Organism: Apis cerana (Asiatic honeybee)
Lineage: Eukaryota; Metazoa; Arthropoda; Insecta; Hymenoptera; Apidae
Product: centrosomal protein of 89 kDa
Biological process (GO): mitochondrion organization; chemical synaptic transmission; cilium assembly
Cellular component (GO): centriole; ciliary transition fiber
Source: RefSeq, a predicted model, not a curated record